CGCGCGCUACCGCCGGGUACCUGCGCAACGCACGACGGGGCCUCUCGGCAAUGAGGCGGGUGGGCGUCGCGCGCCACCUUGCCUGAGGAGGAGCGACGCCGAGCGAGCGGCGGUGGCGGCGGGCGCGGAGGCACUGCGGGACAACACCGCGUCCAAAGGUUUCAUGAUGACGAUGGACGUGAAGGCGGAGCCGCAGAAGAGCAGCAGCCCGCCUCAGGAGUGCGCUGGCUGUGGCAAGAAGAUCACCGAGAGGUACCUGCUGAAGGCGCUGGACCUGUUCUGGCACGAGGACUGCCUCAAGUGCGGCUGCUGCGACUGCCGCCUGGGGGAGGUGGGCUCCACGCUCUACACCAAGGCCGACCUCAUCCUGUGCCGCCGCGACUACCUCAGGCUUUUCGGCAGCACUGGCUAUUGCGCGGCGUGCUCCAAGGUGAUCCCUGCCUUCGAGAUGGUGAUGCGUGCGCGAAACAACGUCUACCACCUCGAGUGCUUCGCCUGCCAGCAGUGCAACCAUAGGUUCUGCGUGGGAGACCGCUUCUACCUGUGCGAGAACAAGAUCCUGUGCGAGUACGACUACGAGGAGCGACUCGUCUUCGCCAACAUGGCGUACAACCCGUCCAGCCUGGCGCACAUCAAACGACAGACCAGCCACUUGCCGCCUGGGUCGACGCAGGCUGGUUUGCGAGGGGCUGCGCCUGGAGACCUGAAUAACAACAUGGCCGCCGGCCUGGUGUCGCUCUCUCCGGGCCCUCACGCCAAGUCGCCGGCAGCACGGUGAGCCUGUCACGUCGCAACGUCACCAGUGGCCGAGCGAUGAUCCUGUGGACCAGUCAACGUCGUAACUUCACCAGUGACAUGUGCAGUGCUCGUGUGGACCUAUCAUCCUUGAAUCUUUUCCUGAAUGUGAGCAGUAACUUCGGGUCUACAGACGUCGUAACAUCACGACGGCGGGCAGUGAUCACGCAGGCCGGUAGAUAUCACAUACUCAUCGUGAGCUAACCUUCAUUCUGUAAUCCUGCAAUCGUUGCAAUUUCACGAGUGGUCGACCGGCAGCUCUUCAGAUUCAGUGUCACAACCGGACGUUAAUCAGUGUCAUUAGGUAACCUGAUGGCGUGCAGUAUCACUGAGAUGUGUUAGUGCUCCACCACGCGACUGUCAUUUCGUGACACUCUUUUAUCUUUUCCAGAUACUAAUUUGCACAGUGAUCCAGGCAGCUAGUCAACACUGCGACGCUAUUGGUUACACUAUUUUAUCUGAACAUCUGAACAGGAGUUCAGGUUUUCGUGAUUUGGUAGCAAUGUUUUUGGACUAAAUAUUGUGUAUGGUGAUGAAGAAACAAAUCCACAGGGUGCUCAAGUGUGGUACUAUGCAGUCCCAUAAUUUAACUGGCGGGAAAGAGUUUUACAUUAUAAUUUUAUAAGCCGUACCAAAGAUAGUCAUAACAAGUAUUUUACCAUCAGUUUCCGGUAAGGUAACUGAACGUAGCUCUUGACAUUACAGUACACAGUGAAGUCUUAAUAUUUUAAUAGGGAAUAAUCAGUUAAUCUCACUCUUCUUCCACGAGAAAUGCUCUCCAGUAAAUAAUGCCACAUUCGGCCGCCCUGAGUAAUGUCACUGUACAUGUGAGUUGAUAUGAAGGGUUAUUCGCCACUAAAGUAGCUCAGUUAUCCUCUCUGAUUAUGCACGUAAAUGAACAUAUACUGGUCAUAUUUCCUGUGAAAUAACUGCUCUGAUACGUUUGUGGUAUCUCCCUACUUUCUUUAACUACACUUAUUAGUGCCAUGGAAAUCAGUCACCUUAUUCAGCUUCAUACCAACCUCAAUGUAACACGCAAAUUUUCACUAGUCAAAUAAAAAAUCAUUUGCAGCAGGCUCACGUGCCUGUCGAGACGAUUUAAGUAAAUCGUCUCCACAGGCAUGUGAGCUUACUGAAAAGGCUUGAAACACACGUGAACCUAAGGAAAAUUUAUGGCUCAGGACACAUUCUACACUUGUACAGCAGUUUUACUUUGCAGUAAUAUACCUAAUUUUCAUGUUUAAAAGAAAAUUCAUCUCGGAUUGCAUUAACUAAAUCUCUAGGCAUAUUUCCUUUUUUUAUAUCGUAUUAUUACCAACUGACGCCUUUAAAACCAGCAAAAUUGCAUAGUUCUAAUACAUAUAAGUGCCAUAUAAAUAUUGAUGUUCUCAGCCUCUCACCUAUAAUGUUACCAUUGGUAUGGGCUAUGCUGACGCUCAUCUGAAGAAAGGGGAAGAUCAACUUUGUUCACGGUAUUUCUCUUUAACGUGCUGCGUAUGAAGCUUUGAUUAUUUGCCUAUAUCCAUCUUUUAAGUAUUACAUUAUUGAAAUUCUGGAGACUUAAUUAUCAUUUUCUUAGUAAUAUUAUAUUAGCAUUUCCCUCGAGGUAGAUUAUUUUUGACAGAAAAUAUUAUUAGACAACGGUAUUUGUAACAUCGUUGAUGCACAAUGUUCACGGCGCCUCGGAUGAAGUUCUUAUGAUUUAUUCAUUUUAAACUGCUUAAAUGUGAAAUUUCCACUCUGUAGAAAUCUAAGGAAAAAGAUCGUUUAGCAGAAAGCACAGUACGUGAUUGCAUAUGUGACAUUUGAUAUAUGUUUCACAUAAGCUAUGUACGACUGUGUUCCGUGAAACAUUCCAGUGAGUUUUAUUUCAAAAUCAGCAGUAGCUCCACAUCUGGUAUCAGAUCUAUGUACGUGUAAGCCAAGUUAAUUGCUAGGACACACACGCAAAAGAUGUUCGAUAACUAUACAGACAAUACAACUAUGACGAAGAGAACAAUUUGUUCUCCAUAAAAUAUUUCGAAUAUUUAUAUUUUAGUUUAAAACGUGUUUCAGGAAAAAUACAAAACUAAAAAUCAAUUCAUUUACCGAAUAAAACAAUAAACUGCUGCAUCUGACAAAAACCUAAUAUUUAUUAAUCUUCGUAUUAAUAUAGUUCUCUUUGUAGGUGCUUUCUUAUGAGUUAUCCAUGUUACGUAGUACUUCUCGUAAAGUUCCCACAAAUCAGUUACAGCUUCUGGCUUAACCUCAUCGUUAAAAAGUCACGUACACAUCAAGUAGGAGAUCACAGAAUCCUAAAUCCCAUUGUACUGUAACUUUGUGUACCAAAUGAUUACACAGGGAAAGAUGACAUUCAAUGAUUAAAACUCUGUGAAUGAUUGAACAAAAAGGAACUACACUUUGUAUAAUAUUUGUCAGUGUAUAGAAAACAUUCGUACUGUUGUAUCGUAAGUUCUAUGAAUACAGAGAAGUUUUAGUGGUUAGUUGUGACAGUACUUCAGACCGAGAAAUUGUAUCUCUAUCCAUGCAUUGGUGCAAAUGCUGUCACUGUAUCUGGAAAAUUGUCUUGAACUGCAGACUGUAUUGUGUGCAAUGUCAGAUUCAUAAACUAGAAAAAAAAUGGACCAUUAUAUUUCCCUAUUGUCAGUAACCCGCACAACGCGAAAUUGUUGGAUGCCCCGUACUUCGGAACCUUAGCAAGCAGAGGUGCUCUACUCGCCGCUAUCUCCUCCUAUUAUCUCAUUCCCCUUGCAUUUAAAUGACUACUUAUUGCCAUACUGGAGCAUGCAAGGAAGACUCGCUACCAGCUUGCGUGUGACUUUCUUGCUGUUCCAUUUUGGGCAAUGAAAGCGGGAGUAGAACGUGCCGAUGUAACAAACUGUGUUGGAAAUAAUGACGACUUCUCCUUCUCACAGCUGUCACAGAUACACACUGAAUAUGAUACCCACCUAUAAAUCCAUUCUUAAUGACAGUAAUAUUACUUGCUAACAACAUGAUCAAGCAUUGUUUAAAAGUUUCUAAAUGUGGAGAGAAAUGUUUAACCAAAUUGGUGUUCUUGUUGUAUCCUUUUGUACACGUGAGCUAUUUUUAUACACAGCAGAAUGUAGAAGUGGACAUCAAGUAUACGACUUUUUUUUCUUUCUCUUGCCGACGCCAUAUAUAAACUUAUUCACAUGCUGUACACAAACAAGAAUCAGCUCAAUCCAGCUGUGACACAAAAUAUUCUUAGUGAUUUAAAGCAAGCGAAAUUUGUGUAAAAGAAGAUAACGUUGCAGUUGUUUUGCUGGAUCGCGUAAUGGAGACACUUGAACUAAUCUAGUCGUGCUCCCAAAGACAUGAAACCAAAGUGCGCAGUUGUUCAAGGAACUGUUGUAGUGACCAAAGAUAAUAAACGAAACAUUUUACGCUUGAAGUUAUUUGAAGUUUCCAGUUUUGCCUUCGGAGGCGAGUGGUCAGUGGGCUCUUGAAACAAACGUGUGUGUUAUUCGCUCAGAGUGUGUUCUUCAGGACGGCGGUGUAUUCAGCGAUCUGUGUGCUUCCAUUAAGUUUCUAUUUGCAAGAAGGAUUAAUGUGAAAAUAAGCAAUAAAGACAGUUGUAAUGGUGAUGAACUCAGUGAAAUAUCGAAGGCGAAAAUGAUUGUUUCGUGCAUUAAUUGCUAUUUGUCUGUAACCACAGCUGUGUGUACGGAGUAUAAAGUUGCAGUAGUGUAUAAUUAUUGCAAUGUAUGUCUGUUAUUUGGUAUCCACGAUCUUUACUGGUAAUUCUUGUUGUAAAUGAGCUCCACUGUCCUGGAUACUUCCGCUGCGAGGUUUAAUUACAGCGUGUGCCACCCACUCCCUAUUUUCGGAACUACCACUGCCCUGACCCCAUUCCCUUCCCACCCGCCAUAACAAUAAAG
Messenger RNA from Schistocerca americana (American grasshopper), 4694 nucleotides. Its product is annotated as LIM domain only protein 3-like. Gene Ontology annotation, cellular component: nucleus. Gene Ontology annotation, molecular function: transcription coactivator activity; DNA-binding transcription factor binding. The transcript has 6 exons. Lineage: Eukaryota; Metazoa; Arthropoda; Insecta; Orthoptera; Acrididae. Bases 164 to 778 code for a protein of 204 amino acids. The record is from RefSeq and is a predicted model, not a curated record. Gene Ontology annotation, biological process: positive regulation of transcription by RNA polymerase II.